This is a messenger RNA of Kazachstania africana CBS 2517, 1353 nucleotides long. It is a transcript of the gene MLF3, whose product is annotated as Mlf3p. The record is from RefSeq and is a predicted model, not a curated record. Bases 1 to 1353 code for a protein of 450 amino acids. NCBI's taxonomy places the organism in Eukaryota, Fungi, Ascomycota, Saccharomycetes, Saccharomycetales, Saccharomycetaceae. The transcript has a single exon.
AUGCCGGAACCUUCAAACGACAUACAGACCUCUCCAACGUUCAGUGAAGAGCCAUCCUUUAUUUUUGAAAGAAAUGUAGAAGAUCCAUACCUUAUGUCGUCUGGCAGCAACGUAACUUUGACUGCUUCAAAUUCAAAUUUGAAUCUAACAAAAAAACAUAGGAGUAACUCGAACCUAUUUUUACAGAGACAAACAACUAACGAUUCUGUGGUUUCUUCUGUCUCUUCACAUGCUAGUUAUGUGCCUGUACAACCUAUAGCAAUUUCGAGCGCAAGAAGAAGAUUGUCAAGAGCGCAGUCCACUAACAAUAUUAUGCCAUCUCCAGGUUCUUUGAACACUUGUUUCUCAGGCCAAUCUGUGUCUCAGGUAUCUACUCCUGUCAUGGCUCAUCAUCACCAUCGUCGUACCUUGGAGAAUAUGGUGGCCCCCGCGUUGGAUGCAAGUUGUUCUAUCAUAGCAGACAAGUCGACAGACCUAUGUGACCUUAACUUGGUUCAUUCAAGAAAUCCCUCGGUGAUAGGUUUGGAUAUGGCUUUAGGUAUCUCAAGAAGUUCAUCUGUUUCAAAUAUAAAUGAACGAGAGCCUACUAAUAAAGAAUCCGUUGGUGAUAAUGAAAAAUGUUUAAAUUUCUAUUCUUAUGCUGAUUUACUGACUGAUGAAAAAACAAACCAACACCAAGCUCCCAUUUCUAAGCCGCCCCCUUUAAACUCUUCAUAUUCUACAUCAUUUAUCAAACAUUCAAACAACAAUAAUAACAAUCCAAGUUUCUUAAAUCCUUUCUUGGUUAAACGUGAUUCAUCAUCAUCUUAUCUGUCACCACCACAAAAUCCAAGGCGUCUUUCCAAUAAUAAUAUGUUUUCACGCUCUCCAACGAGUAAUUCUAUGAAUAAUCCAAUGUCUCCACCUUGUUCAAGUAUACUUUUGCAAGACGGUUAUAAAUCAAAAUUUCAUAUAGAUUCCAGUGAAAGUGACGAAUUUUCUUCAGAGGAAGAGAACAACAAUAAUACUAAUGACCUUAAAACAACUUCAAAAUCUCCUGGUGCACAUUUGCUUCAUCCAAGAUCUAAGAGAUCUUCGUCUGCUCAUAACAAUUUACCUACCGUGGCUUCAGCUCAAAAUAUUUCAAGUCCAUUGAUGAGAACAAGAACUUACUCAAAUACUCCAAUAUCCCCAACGAAUAUCACCACUGCAUUUUUAGAUAGAAGACGUGGUAGUUCAGUAGUAUCCAUUCAACAGCUACAAAUAUCAUCGUCUAAUGCCACUAGUCCAAGUUCACCCAUUUAUCCUCUGAAGACAGAGAAAUUUGGUGAUAUCUUAAGGCAAAAAGUUACAGAUUUUUCAAAUAAAAAAUAA